UUUUUAGUAUGCGGGAAACGGAAAAGACCUUGUUCUGUGUAUUGUGGAACAGACCUUGUUGUGUGGAUUGUGAUUUUAAUAUACAACAAAUUAAAUUGCGACGUUGCCACAAAUAAUUCGAUUUUGAUCUUGAUCAACAAAUUUGAACUUUUGGACAUACGAGGUGCUACGAAUUGUAUGGUAUCCACAUUGUGCAUUGUGCAACUAUUCUUAAUUUAUUCUGACAAAAUGUAUGAUUGCAACCAGAAAAACAAACAAAGAGGAUAUAGAUUCUAACCCUAAAUUGUAACCGUUUGGUAGAGUUUACGUUUAGUGUAGCAUUUUACAUAUUAAUGUUUUUAUUAAAGUGAAUGCAGUAUAUUUAUAAACUUAAACAUGCCGGGAUGGUAUUACGAUAAAAAAGAACUAAAAAACACGCCGUCAGCUCAAGAUGGUAUUGACUACCAAACAGAAAUGCGCUACCGCAAAGAAGGGGCCCGUUUCAUUAUUGACACCGGCAUCAAAAUGGACUUGGGAUACAGCACGUCAGCUACGGGUGUCGUAUAUUUUCACAGGUUUUACAUGUUCCACUCCUUCAAGCAGUUCCCUCGAUACGUAACUGCCUGUUGCUGUUUGUUUUUGGCUGGCAAAGUAGAGGAGACUCCUAAGAAAUGCAAAGAUAUAAUUAAGACUGCCAGAGGGCUGCUGACUGACCAAAAAUUCAAUACAUUUGGAGAUGAUCCCAAAGAAGAAGUUAUGACUUUGGAGAGAAUAUUAUUGCAAACCAUCAAGUUUGAUUUGCAAGUGGAACAUCCCUAUGCCUACCUGUUAAAAUACGCAAAAUGCCUGAAGGGGGACAAAGUCAAACUGAACAAGAUGGUGCAGAUGGCUUGGACUUUUGUUAACGAUAGUUUAUGUACCACUUUGGCUCUGCAAUGGGAGCCUGAAAUCAUAGCUGUUGCUUUGAUGUAUUUGGCAGGAAAAUUGAGUCAAUUUGAUGUUAUUGAUUGGACUGGAAGGACUGCAAAGCAUUUGAGGUGGUGGGAAAUGUUUGUUGAGGAUGUUACAAUGGAUCUGUUGGAAGAUAUUUGCCAUCAGGUCUUGGAUCUUUAUUCCCAAACUCCAAGCCAAUCAAAUGAAAGCCCGCCCCAAAACCAACCUCGCUUAAACCCACCCCCCAGCAGCAGCGUCGCACGCCCCUCCAACGGCCAAAAUAACCCCGUAUCUCCGGAUCAACCGCCCCCAAUGCAUAGUAGCAUUCCACCACCAUCAGACGUGCCAACAUACAUCUACGGUACAUUUACCGGCGCGCCGCCCCCAGUGCCCGGUUUUCCAGGGUUUUCGGCUCCCCCGAUGUCUGCUCCACCUGUGCCCCCUCACAUGGCAGCGCCGCCACCGGGACCGCCUCCAAACAUAGCCGCGCCGCCCCCAGUUUUUCCGUUCGUCAAUCACCCGCCGCCGUUUGCACCACCCGGCGUUCCUCCAGGUGCUAAUUAUUAUCAGCCACCUAACCCGCCACACAGACAGUUUUAUCCCCCUCCAUAAUAGUCUUAGGAUGUGUUUUUGUAGACUGCACAUGUUUUAUUUGGCCCAAAUAAUUUGGGUAUAAAAGAAAAAAGAAGCUUUGCUUUUUAAUAUUUUUAAAGUUUUAUUACCCUUAUUAUAAAUAUAAAUUAUAUACCUAACAGUUUUUUUAUUCUUAUUUUUAUAACUGUCUACAUUGAGUAAAACAAACUAAUUUAGUGGAAAUUAUAAUUUUGGUUAUGUUAUACAUAUGUUUAUAAAUUUUGAAAUGUGAAAUACCUAUAAGUUAAAAAUUAAAUAACUUUACCUUUAAUGAAAUAUAGGUGACUUUAGAGCAUUCCCAG
Brassicogethes aeneus is the source of this 1847-nucleotide messenger RNA. Lineage: Eukaryota; Metazoa; Arthropoda; Insecta; Coleoptera; Nitidulidae. The record is from the annotation of a GenBank genome assembly.